Molecule: messenger RNA, 1593 nt
Organism: Babesia bigemina
Lineage: Eukaryota; Apicomplexa; Aconoidasida; Piroplasmida; Babesiidae
Product: RIO1 family protein, putative
Exons: 4
Coding region: 1-1593 (530 amino acids)
Biological process (GO): maturation of SSU-rRNA; protein phosphorylation
Cellular component (GO): cytosol; nucleus; preribosome, small subunit precursor
Molecular function (GO): ATP binding; protein serine/threonine kinase activity
Source: RefSeq, a predicted model, not a curated record
AUGAAGCUCGACCCGUCGCACUUCAGCCACCUGGGCAACACGGAGUUCCGUGUGCUCACGGCGAUCGAGCUCGGUAUGCGCAACCACGAGUACAUCCCGCUGAAGCUGAUCACCGCGACCGCCAACCUGCGGUCCUGCGGGAUGUCUAACGUGCUGGCUUCCCUGGCGAAAGCGAAGCUCAUCGUGCACUGCAACGAGAGCUACGACGGCUAUAAGCUGACCUUCCUCGGGCUGGACUACCUGGCGCUCCGCGCGCUGCUGAAGCGCGGCGUCAUCAGCGCCGUUGGCAGGCGCAUCGGCGUCGGCAAGGAGGCCGACGUCCACCUCUGCACGGACGCCGAAGGCAACCUGCUGGUGCUGAAGCUGCAUCGCCUGGGCCGCGUCUCGUUCCGCGCCGUCAAGCACAAGCGGGACUACAUGGGCAAGCGGAGGCACGCCAGCUGGAUGUACAUGUCGCAGCUGGCUGCGAAGAAGGAGUACUCCUACCUGUCUGCGCUGUGGGAGGAGAACUUCCCCGUGCCGCAGCCCCUGGACAUAAAUCGCCAUGUUAUCGCAAUGAAGUUCGUCGACGGCGUGCCCCUGUCGCAGGUUCGCGAGAUGGCGGAGCCCAAACGCGUUCUGCACAUGCUAAUGAAGCUUAUCGUGCGGCUGGCCCGCGUGGGCAUCAUACACGGCGACUUCAACGGGUUCAACCUUAUGAUCAGCGAGGACGGGAAGCAGGUCACCGUCAUCGACUUCCCGCAGGUGGUGUCGGUGACGCACGAGGACGCUGAAUUCUACUUCGACCGCGACGUCGAAUGCGUUCGCGAGAUGUUCCGCAAGAAGUUCAAGAUGGACGUUUUCGAAUACCCGAGGUUCGCCGACGUGGUCCCGAAAACCGACGACCCGAACUCCUGCGGGCGCCUGAAGCUCAAGGUCGUGAUUGACAAGGUCGAUGACGGCAUUCUGAGCGAGAUUUUGCAGCACCUGCGCCAGGAGGAGAUCGUCAAGCAGGCGGAGUCGGACCCACAGCAGAUCUCUGCGCAGAUGGAGAAGCUGUCACUGAAACCCGGUGACGCCGAAAAGGACGGUGAUGAGGAUGACGAGAGCGAGAGCGACAGCGACUAUCGCUCGUCCGAUGACGACGACCCCGCCGGAUCCCCGCGCCUAAGCGAGAGCCCUGGAAGCAGCGAGGCGGACAAUGCUGAGAAGUGCGGCUACGACACCGAUGACGAGGCCGAGGAUGACAAUGACCAGGACGCCGAGAGUUCCGCCAAUUCCUCGGUAACAGAGGACUCAACCCCCGAGGACUCCAGCGACGUGGAAUCCGACCCCGCGGACGGGGGAGUCGAAGAGGACGAGGACAGCAGCGACAGCGGUUACGACACCGACGACGAGCGCGACCCCGGCGAGGCCGACGGCACCCGCGCUGAGAAGUCCAAGCCCAUCCAGAUCUGGACGCCGCACGUGAAGCGCAUAAACGCCAGCGCCUACGGCCACCGCAUCAACACACGAGCGCGCAACAAGGCGAAGGCCGAGACCAAGAAGGGCCACAAACAACGCAAGCAGCUGACCGAGGCCAACCUCGCCGUGAAGGGCGGCGGCGUCUGGUGA